Molecule: messenger RNA, 819 nt
Organism: Marasmius oreades (fairy-ring Marasmius)
Lineage: Eukaryota; Fungi; Basidiomycota; Agaricomycetes; Agaricales; Marasmiaceae
Exons: 7
Coding region: 499-780 (93 amino acids)
Source: RefSeq, a predicted model, not a curated record
CGGCGCGUCGCGGUCCUGCUUCUUGACCACCAGUUUUACCUCGACCACGUCUUUUCUCUCGGUUUCGCAGGUGCUUAUAGCCAGUCUCGAUGAUGCUUGAUCCAGGAAAUGCAAAACUGUGUAUAAUAGUGCAAUCCGGGUCCUACGGCAUCGUGUAUUCAUAACAUUAUGAUCACCCAGUCUCGACGCGAACACGAUGCACAUUCCAAGCACUUCACAAACUUGGUGCUCGUGUUAAUGUACCGGACAAUGAAGCCAAACAGCUGAAGCUUGUGGUCAACCUUUCUGGAAGACUGACAUGGAAUCAAAUUGGAGAAUAUGCCAGGCGCCUGGAGGUCCAGGUAAAUCUUGAAAUACCACCCGAUUUGACUUCGAGGAUCAAUGUUAAACUCCAAAAGUCGAGAUUUUAGGUGACGUCUCAACAAUAACAAGUCCAUUGUCUGGUUGGGAACAUGAACCUGAUGCUGAAGGAUUUGGAGGAGCCCAAUACUGGUCAAAAUGACGAACAAGUUGUCUAUGCAAAAUUCUUUCCCACCAUUGUUUCUGAGGUUUCACUGUUCUGACUCCGACACGCCCAGCAGCUGUGUCGAAACCAAUAUUACGGAUCUUUCGAAGUCGACUCAACCUGCGAACAACCAUUCGAAAAACAGAUAUAGUCCUGGAAGCUUCCUUCGAUCUUGGGGUCGUGCCACACAAGAGCCCUCAGAAAGCAUUGGCAAGGUGGUACCAAUUAUUGUACCUGAUCAUGAACCGUCUAGAAAGUCUAUACGAGGUCAAUGAGGUUUCUGGGGUCGCUUGGUUGAUUUUUUCCGGUGCUUA